Ctenocephalides felis (cat flea) is the source of this 3155-nucleotide messenger RNA. RefSeq names its product pre-mRNA-processing factor 40 homolog A-like. Gene Ontology annotation, molecular function: protein binding; RNA binding. Lineage: Eukaryota; Metazoa; Arthropoda; Insecta; Siphonaptera; Pulicidae. The record is from RefSeq and is a predicted model, not a curated record. Gene Ontology annotation, cellular component: U2-type prespliceosome; U1 snRNP. Gene Ontology annotation, biological process: mRNA cis splicing, via spliceosome.
CAGCCGUCAAAUAAUAUUAAAAUGAUAUUUUUUCAUCUUUUGUGAUAUAUUAAUAUUUUUUUUUAAUUUUUGAUUGCAAACUUAUGUUAAUAAAUGAAUAAUGUUGUAGAAUUUAUAAUAAUUGUGCGGUUCUUAAAUAGUAUGAACAAAUUUAAUGGAAGCCGUCAACAACUCUAAAUAUCCUGGACAAUUAAUUGGAACUCCACCGCUUAUUGGAACACCUAUGCUGUCACCUAAUCCGUCAAUAUUGCCUACAAAUGCUCCGGUAGUAGCUCAAGCAAUGCCUGGAGUGACCCCCAUGAUUCCUGCUGGAUCUGCAAUGAUUGGGGCUCGACCAGUUGCAAAUCAGGCAGCACCCCUGAUCCCAAUGCCAGCCAUGGCGCCACCUAUGUUUCCCACCAUGGUGCCACAAUUUAACAUCCCUCCACCUGGUUUUCCUGUAAUUAAACCGGAAAACCAUGUUGCUUUGCCACUGGCAGAUUCUGUACCUAAAGUACCACCAGUAGAGCCCGCAGUACCUACUCCUUGGACAGAACAUAAAGCUCCUGAUGGCAGGGUAUACUAUUAUAAUUCAAUUACAAAACAAAGUUCAUGGGAGAAACCAGAUGAACUAAAAACUCCUGCGGAGAAACUUUUGUCAUCAUGCCCAUGGAAAGAGUAUCAUUCCGAUCAAGGCAAGGUUUACUAUCAUAAUGUAAAUACAAAAGAAUCCAGAUGGGUUAUUCCUCCAGAAUUAGCUGAAAUUAAGACAUUGCUGAAUUUGCCUAAUAUAAGUUCAAAACAGAGCAUUGAUAGUUCUAGGAGUUUGAAUUCCACUUCCCCUACACCUUCUGUGAUAGCUCCCGUUACUACAUCCAGUGCUGUUACUACACAAGCAUCAGCCGAAGAUUCCAAAUCUGCUUUGGAUCAAGCAAUGGCAGCAACAUUAGCAGCAAUUUCUGUGCCAGAAACACCUCCAACAGUAGCUCAGACUGUUACAGAAGUAGUACCUGUACCUGAAAAACCAACCACUCCUGAACCUAAAUCGAUUGAAAUCCAAUUUAAAGAUAAAAAAGAAGCAAUAGAGGCAUUUAAAGAACUUCUCAAAGAAAAAGAUGUACCAUCGAAUGCUAGUUGGGAAUUGUGUGUCAAAAUGAUAUGCAAAGAUCCUAGAUACCCGACAUUGAAAAAGUUAAAUGAGAAAAAACAAGCAUUUAAUGCUUAUAAAACACAAAAGCAGAAAGAUGAGAAGGAGGAGCAAAGAUUAAAAGCCAAACGUUCUAAAGAGAACUUAGAAAAAUUUCUGAUGUCUUCUGAAGACAUGACUUCAACUACAAAAUAUUAUAAAUGUGAAGAAAUGUUUGGCUAUAUGGAUGUUUGGCGAAAUGUAGCAGACCUAGACAGGAGAGAUAUUUAUGAGGAUGUUUGUUUUAAUUUAGCCAAACGAGAGAAAGAAGAAGCGAGAGCUUUGAAGAAACGAAAUAUGAAAGUUUUAGCUGAGUUAUUAGACAGCAUGACAUCUAUUUGUUACAAUACUACCUGGUCAGAAGCACAAUUCUUACUCUUAGAAAAUGCUACAUUUAAAAAUGAUGUUUGCUUAUUAGGUAUGGAUAAAGAAGAUGCUUUAAUUGUUUUUGAAGAACAUAUUAGGGCAUUAGAAAAAGAAGAGGAAGAGGAGAAAGAAUUUGAAAAGAAAAGGAUAAAACGGCAGCAUAGAAAAAAUAGGGAUCAAUUUUUGUCUUUAUUAGAUUCAUUACAUGAAGAAGGUAAACUCACAUCAAUCUUAUGGGUAGAACUAUAUCCUAUAAUUUCAGCAGACCUUAGAUUUUCAGCUAUGUUAGGUCAAUCUGGUUCAACACCGUUGGACCUGUUUAAAUUUUAUGUAGAAGAUCUGAAAGCUAGGUUUCAUGAUGAAAAGAAGGUCAUAAAGGAAAUUCUGAAAGAAAAAGAAUUUGCAGUCAGUCCAAGCACAACAUUUGAAGAUUUUGCAACGGUUGUUUGUGAAGAUAAAAGAUCUGCAACUUUAGAUGCUGGAAAUGUUAAAUUAACAUUUAACUCAUUACUAGAAAAGGCAGAAGCAAUAGAAAAGGAACGUCUAAAAGAUGAAGCAAAGAAACAAAAGAAAAUAGAAAAUGCCUUAAAAUCUUUAAUGAAAUCUUCAAAUUUAGAUCCGAGCAUGGAUUAUACACAAGUUGUAGAACAAUUACAGGAUACACAUGAAUGGGAGGCAGUUGAAAGUCCGAUUGAUAGAGAAAGAGUUUGGCAGGAGUAUAUACAUGAAAUAGAAGAUAGUUGUAGUCAUUAUCAUUCUCGAUCCAGGAAAUCUAAAAAAAAUAAGAAGAAUAAAAAAAGAAAUAGAUCUUCAUCAAGAUCUGGAACAGAAUUUUCUGAGUAUGAGCGGGAACGAGAAAAAUCUAAAAAGGGAAGAAGGAUGUCUCGGUCCAGAAGUAGUAGUUCCAUAAGGAGCACUGACAGUACGGCGAUGCUAAAGAAACGUAAAAACAAACGAAAACACAAGAAACAUAGUCCUAGUUGUUCGCCCAUUUCCGAGGAGCGAUCGCCGUCGUCUCGCGGCCGUCGUCACGACUCGGCCUCACCGAUUGCGUCGCCGAUCCAUUCCGAUGACGAGCUAGCGAAAUCGGUUCCUAGCAAAAAACACCGCCAUAAGAAUAAGGGCGAGGAGAGCAGGAGGCGCAGGUCGAAUUCGGGGUCAGUGUAUUCGACACCAGGAUCUCCCAGGUCGAAUGAGGACGGCGAAAACCUUAGCGAGACGGAACUAGAAACGAAGCGGGCGCUGCUGCUUGCCCAGCUCAACGAACAGGAUGAGUAGUACGAUUAACAGCGCCCCGAUUAACAUCUCUUUCAAAACAACAAAUUCAAUUUAAAUAAGUUAAAGACAAUGGUUAAGUGGAUGCCCGUUCAAGACUUCGAUAGUUAAAAUUUUACAUACUGCCACGUCAAACGUGAUGCGAUUUAAGCCACUUAAUGUUUCUCAAGUAUCAAUUUUAAAAAAACACUAAUCGGCCAAACUAUUGCUACGUUUGACGUGACCAUCACUUCGGAUUUCUAUCAUUUACCUCGGCAUCUACAAGAAGUUCAUUAAUAACAUUAUUACGAAAACUUAAUGAAUAGUGAUCAUUUUUUAUACAAAACUUGACAAACAUUAAAAAUAUUAA